Mobula hypostoma (lesser devil ray) is the source of this 3786-nucleotide messenger RNA. RefSeq names its product guanylate-binding protein 1-like. Bases 90 to 1931 code for a protein of 613 amino acids. The record is from RefSeq and is a predicted model, not a curated record. Gene Ontology annotation, molecular function: GTP binding; GTPase activity. Lineage: Eukaryota; Metazoa; Chordata; Chondrichthyes; Myliobatiformes; Myliobatidae. The transcript is spliced from 10 exons.
ACAACAUUGAAAAUAAAUCUGGAUCUUGGUGAAAGCUCAGUGCCCUUGACGGUGAAAAGAAUUUUGACAUUUUGGGAAAGGACUGUCAGAUGUCAGUAACCAGGGACGCUGCUGCCACCAAACAGAAGAUGGAGAAACCCUUGCAGCUGGUUUAUAACAAGGAUGGGAAGCUGCAACUUAACCCAGAGGCUCUGAAGGUCCUCCAGUCCAUUGAGGUUUCAAUGGUGGUUGUGGCUAUGGUUGGUGCUGCUCGUACAGGGAAGUCCUACCUCAUGAACUGUCUCGCAGGAGACAAGAAGGGAUUCUCAAUGGAUUCAACUGUCCAGUCUCACACCAAAGGAAUCUGGAUGUGGUGUCGGUCCCUCCCUCAGAGACCCAAUGAGGUCCUCCUGUUGUUGGACACUGAGGGUCUGGGAGAUCCUGAGAAGGGAGACAUCAACAAUGAUAAUUCCAUCUAUUUACUGGCUAUCCUUCUGAGCAGCGUCUUCAUUUACAAUGGUAAAAAUCAAAUAGAUCAGCAAUCCCUGCAAGGUCUACAUUUUGUGACUGAACUGUCCAAGUGGAUCCAGAUUAAGUCCCAGCCCGAUGACUGUAACAGUUGGGACUAUGUCCGUUUCUUCCCUGAAUUUAUCUGGGUGAUCCGUGAUUUGACACUGGAAAUGAAGGUCGAUGGAAAACCUGUGACUCCGAAUGAGUACCUGGAGCAGAGUCUGAAACUGAAGGACAGUGAGAGCAGUGAGCAGGACAAGAAAUAUAAUGAAGUCCGCAUGUGUAUCCGCAAUCAUUUUCCCUCACAUCUUUGCUUUGCAUUUCCCAUUCCCACACUCCCCAAGAAACUCAAGCAGCUCCAGGAACUGGAGGACAAGGAUCUGGAUGAGGAUUUUGUUACGGAGCGGCAGAAACUCGUCAAUUACAUUCACAUCAACAAGAAAGUCAAGAGGGUUCUUGGAGGUCAGCUGGUCACAGGCAGGAGAUUUGUUGAAUUGACCAAGGCGUACGUGGGCAUGAUGGCAGAUGGGGUCCUACCAUGUGUGGAGAGCUGUCUCGCCAAAUUAGAGGUGGUGGAAAACCAAGCAGCAGUAGAUGAAGCCCUGAAAUUCUAUGAAGAUGAAAUGAAAAAAUUCUCAGAAUCUGGACGUCUUACUAUGAUGAAACUCAUAGAGAAUUACCAUACGAGCAGCAGAGAGGCAUUCAAUAUCUUCCACAAAAGAUCUAUGAACAACAACAGUGGCAAAUACAUCCAACAACUGGAGGAGAAGAUAAAUUCUACUUACAAGUCUCUCAUGGCCAAGAUCAAAGAAAACUCACAAGAGCAAUGCAAGGUACAUCUAGCAAAAGUAAUGUCAUCAAUUAAAGAAAACCUGGCAUCUAGACAUUACCAGAGACCUGGUGGCUUCCAAAAGCUGAAGGCAGAACUUGAUAAGGCCAUUAAGGAGUAUGAAGAAAAGACCAAGGAUGAAAUGGAGGGGUGUGCUAUCCUGACCCACUUCCUGGAAGAAGUAAAACCUCAUCUAGACCAAGUACAGAAGAUGGACAGCAAGCUGGGACAGGAAGAAAAGCAUGUCUCUGCUUUGGAAGAGGAGCUUUCAAGGGUGAAAUGUGAGAAGGAGAAGAUGAAGCAGAAGAGGAAGGCUGCUGAGGAACAAAGGGAUAAGGAGAUUGUGGAGCAGAUCAAGAUAAGUUUUGAGGAGGGUAAAGAGUGCAGUGCGGAGGAACUGAACGAAGCCAAAGAACAUACGAGGAGUGAGAUAAAGAAAUACCAAGUCGAGGGCAGGAAGGAGGAUGUGAAAAGGGCUCAGCAGAAGUACAACUACCUGGAAAAGACACACGAAGAGGAAUGGAACUGUCGUUUCAUAAACAUACUAAAGUAUAUCCCUGUGAUUUUUGCUGUGCUGCUAACUGCGUGGUAUGCUGUGGCAAAACACAAAUGAUUUAAAGCAGGAAAGUAGUCAAAAAAUGCAUACAUUUAGAAAUAUGCCCACAGCACCAAUGCUGUGACAUCCCUAGCAGCUUCCAACCCCCACCUUCCUGUCUGAUCAAUGGGCUGGAUCCCAAAUAUUGUCCACCACACACAUUCCACAUUCAAUCCCCAGCCGGAUAUCAAGGGCUCACACAUUGGAACAUUUAAAGGUCAGGAAUUUUCCCCUAGUUUAUCCACAGAUUCCAGUUGGUGAAUCUCAGAACCCCAGGGAUGUGACUGAGAUUAUAAUUUCCCCAUGACCCAGUGUAAUAUGUCCCACUCACUAAAUCCCCUCACACAGCACCCACUCUCCCCCAUGAUUGACUUUCCACAACAGCCCACAGACAUUCUCCCCCACUCUCUAAAUACCCUCCCAGACACACUCCCCCAUCACUGACUCCCUCCCCCUUCAAAUCCUCUCCCACAACCAAUGGACAGUCUUCCCCAUCACCCACUGUCCCCACCAACCGAACCCCCCACAACUGCCCAUAGGCACUCUCCCCUUUCACUCUUGCGCCAUCCACCGAACAGUUUCCCACAGCUCACGGACUCUCUCUCAAAUUAGCAACUCCCUCAGAAUCCCCACAGAAUCCCCUUGCACAUUCUACGUACGGUCUCUCUCAUCACCAACCCCCUCCAACCAACUCAGUGAAUCCCCUCCCACAGCUGACGGACACACUCUCCAAUAACCAGCUCUCUGCACCCACUGAAGCCACCCCACAAUCUCACAGACUGUCUUCCUCAUCACCAACUCUCCCACCUACUGAAUCCGCUCACACAGCCCAUAAACUUUUCCCAAUUACCAGCUCUCCUCACCCAUUGAAUCCUCUCCUGCCACCCACAGACACUCCCCCCAUCACCAGCAUUUCCCCACCCACUGAAUCCCCUCCUGCAGCCCACAGACACUCCUACCAAUUUCUAAUUGUCCCCACCCACUAAAUUCCCUCCCACAGUCCAUGGACAUUCUCCCCCAUCACUUACCCCCUCCAACCCACUGAAUCCUCUAUUUUGUAUUCGAUAGUGAUUGAGAAACACGCCACACAAUCACUUUUCUUGAUUAAUCAUGAUUAAUUCAAACAUGUCAAAGCUUUAGCAUGUAGUUUCAAAGAAUUCUUGUUACUCUUUAGUCUCACAACCUCUACUUGUGUUCAUUCAUUACCUGCUCCAGUUGAACAUGUCUAGAUUUCAGCGCACUGAGUUCUUGACCAAUUUAGGAUUGCAGACAUUUCUUCAGUAGCUGUUGGACUUCGGCACAUUAGAGUUGUUAAAUUAUAGUUAGGCAUGCAACAUCCCUCUCGAGCAAUUACUCCCAGAAAUUGAUAACCAUUCAGACUUAUUAGCUCGUUAAUUGUCAGCUUGUUUUGUUAUCCAUUCUUUCCCUUCACCUGGCCAGUAGUAUGCUGCUAAAGCCUUGGUUAUACCCUGGAAGCAUUCCCGUUCCUUUUUAUUGAAGGGUAUUGGUCAUAAUGGCACAUCCCACCUGCAUGUGCAGGAAUCUCCAUACACACCCAGCAACUUGACAUAUUGGUUCAGGUAGCAUACUCAUAAACUGCCUAAAUUAGUAGUAUAAGCACAGGCAAAGUUAGACUUAAAGUAAUAAACAUGUAUCUUCUAAGAAUGAAGUUGCAUAUUCAAGUAACUAAUUCCUAAGCACUCCAGCAUUAAGUGUGUUAAAUAAAACUGUUUUAAACGAAGUACAAUACCUGUUAGUGAUUUUGAGGACAUUGGAAAUGUCUGCUUUCUUUCCUCAUUAGAUUCAGUUCACAUUUUGUUAUACAACUGGAUGUACGGUACCUUCACAGGCUUCAGUACCACUAUCAUAUAAA